CUCAGUGACCAUUUCGACAGGGAUUUCAUAAUCCAAUUGGAGAGCCCAACCUCUUGUCUAUAUAUAUGAGAUCUCCUCCCUUGGGCUGCAUUGGGAGAGCAUCUGCAGAGCUCAGCACUAACAGACUCCAGCAGACCCACAACCCACGUCCACCAUGAAGACAGCAGCUGUCGUUGUGUUCCUCGCUCUGGGGCUCUUCUUCAGCUUUCAGGAUGCUACUGGUCAGGAUGGUAAGUCACAGGGUUUCUGCAGUGAGUACAAGAAGCCACCCUCUGUCUGCACCAAGGACUUACACCCGAUCUGUGGCACUGAUAACAAAACAUACAGCAACAAAUGCUUCUUUUGCAAAGCAGUCUGGGAAAACCUUGGAAGUCUUUGCUUUAAGCAAGAAGGAGAAUGCUGAAUCCUCGAUGGUGCUGAGGGCUGACGUGGAGCGGGACCCUUUCUGCUUUUAGUUUCCGCCAGCAGAUCCCCACAUGGAGCC
Chrysemys picta bellii (western painted turtle) is the source of this 484-nucleotide messenger RNA. RefSeq names its product ovomucoid-like. Lineage: Eukaryota; Metazoa; Chordata; Testudines; Emydidae. The record is from RefSeq and is a predicted model, not a curated record. Gene Ontology annotation, molecular function: serine-type endopeptidase inhibitor activity; protein binding.